AUGACUUUUCUACUCAAAACCCCCUCUCUGUAAAUUUCUCUUGAUCUAUACUAUUCACAAUCAAUGUUGAAAAAUAAACAGAAACCCAACUCUUCAAUCCUGCAAAUCAGGAGCCUAAACAUGUUCAUGGAUUCCUCAAGAAACUCCAUAAUCGCAAACCUUGCAAUCUUUUCUCUUCUCUUUGCAGGCCUUCUCUAUAUUUGUCUCUGGUCAACACCUUCUUCAACCCUCUUGAUCUCCUCUCUCCACCACUCCAACAACAAAUGUCGCACAUCGGAAUUUAGGAAUAUUAAGUUCCCGAUCGACGAGCUUGAAAUGGUGUUGGAGAAGGCGGCGACGCCAAACAAGACGGUGGUGAUCGCGGUGGUUAACAAGGCUUACGUGGAACAGGGGAUUAAUUCGGAGACGACAAUGUUUGAUCUUUUUAUUGAGAGCUUUUGGGUUGGGGAAGAAACUAGGCCGUUGAUUAAGCAUCUUCUGGUGGUGGCGGCCGAUCAGACGGCGUACGAGAGGUGCAUGUUUAAGAGAUUGAAUUGUUAUAAGUUGACAACGGACGGUGUUGAUUUUGGGAGAGAAGCGCUUUACAUGUCACCGGCGUUCAUCAAGAUGAUGUGGAGGAGGACUCUGCUUCUAUUAGAUGUUCUCAAACAUGGAUACAACUUUAUCUUCACGGACACAGAUGUAAUGUGGUUAAGGAACCCAUUCCCAAGACUAAGCAAAAAUGGAACUGAUGAUCUUCAAAUAAGCACAGAUGUCUUCUUUGGAAACAAUAUAGAUGAUGGAAAGCAGUUGAUCAACACAGGCUUCUACUUCAUGAGAUCAAACAACAAGACCAUUGCUCUGUUAGACAAAUGGUAUGGAAUGAAAGACAACUCCACAGGCAAGAAAGAACAAGACGUCCUCUUGGACCUAUUGAGAGGAGGCUUUUUUAAGCAAUUGGGACUUCAGACUCUCUUCCUGGACACCCAAUAUUUCAGUGGGUUUUGCCAAGAUAGCAAGGACGUCCGGGCCGUGGUGACGGUCCACGCUAAUUGUUGCCGGAGUAUCAAGGCGAAGGUCCAGGAUCUUUCGGCGGUCCUCCGUGAUUGGAAGCGGUUCAAGGCGGUAGCGGCUGCUGAGAAAUCAAAAUUGUCAGCAAUUGCAAGGACAUUUCAGUGGACCGGACAUUUUGGAUGUUGGAAUUCUUGGGGGCCAAGCAACAACACUAAUUGAGCGAUGGGCUCUUUGUUGGACCCAAGUUCUUUUUUUCUUUUUCCUCGAUUCUUAUGUACCUAGAUUGAUUAUUACAGUUCAAAAAGAGAGAAUAAAAUUAUAAAAAAGGAUACUUCUGAUAGAAGGUGUUAUAGGUGGGUGGGGUGAAAAUAUAUAUUGAAAAAUGUCUGAAACUCUCAAUUUAUGAUUUCUAUUUUACCGUC
Molecule: messenger RNA, 1415 nt
Organism: Tripterygium wilfordii
Lineage: Eukaryota; Viridiplantae; Streptophyta; Magnoliopsida; Celastrales; Celastraceae
Exons: 3
Coding region: 64-1212 (382 amino acids)
Source: RefSeq, a predicted model, not a curated record